AUGGCAUCUUUUGGCAAGACAUCAUUUUCUCAUGCAUCUUAUGCAUCUUUUCGGCCAUCGUAUCCACAACACCUAUACGCCAUCGUCCUGGGCUUCCACAAUGGACCCCGAAGACUACUCGUUGAUCUUGGAACAGGUCAUGGACUGAUCUGCCGGUCCCUGGCAAGUGUAUUCGAGAAGGUCGUAGGGACAGAUCCAUCCGAAGGGAUGAUUAGGCAAGCGAAGACGGCUACCACAAAGGAUGAAUAUCCCAAUAUUGACUUUGUCCGAGCCUCUGCCGAGUCCCUCCUUUUCAUCAAGGAUGGAAGUGUCGACAUGGCGGUGGCUGGACAAGCUGCUCACUGGUUUGACUACCCCAAACUGUUUAAAGAGAUGAGAAGGAUCAUAAGACCUGGCGGUACGUUGGCCUUCUGGGGAUAUACCGACUACGUCUUUCGUGACUAUCCUAAAGCUUCAAGAUUAUUGCACGAGACGGCAUAUGGUAUGAGCAAAGAUCUUCUCGGUCCUUAUUGGCAGCAGCCCGGGCGGUCAAUAGUGCAGAAUUUCUUGAGGGAUGUCAAGCCUCCACUAGGUGAGUGGGAAGUCGAAAGACGUGAAUAUGACCCAAAUCUCCUGGGACCACAAUCGAAACAAGGUAGGUUCGUGAUGGAGAGGCGCAUGCCUGUGGUAGCAACUAUGGAGUACAUGCGGACGUGGAGCAGCUAUCAUGGCUGGAAGGAGACGCAUCCGGAUAAGAGAGCUAGGAGUGCUGGUGGGAAGGGUGAUGUGGUGGAUGCGGUAUUUGAACAGUUUAGAGAGGCGGAGCCGGACUGGCAAGGCCAGGAGAAUUGGCAGGAUAAGGAAGUGGAUAUUGAGUGGGGCACAGCGCUCGUUCUGGCGAGGAAAAAGGAAUAG
This is a messenger RNA of Endocarpon pusillum Z07020, 894 nucleotides long. RefSeq lists its product as uncharacterized. The record is from RefSeq and is a predicted model, not a curated record. The transcript is spliced from 2 exons. Gene Ontology annotation, molecular function: S-adenosylmethionine-dependent methyltransferase activity. Bases 1 to 894 code for a protein of 297 amino acids. Lineage: Eukaryota; Fungi; Ascomycota; Eurotiomycetes; Verrucariales; Verrucariaceae.